AAAUAAUUGGUAUAGGCUCAAAGAAGCCUAGCCCAGAGCCGUAAAAGUUAAAAAAAUUGAAUUGGUUAUGCUUCUCUAUCAGAAAAUUUCAAUUGUCAAUAAUUAAAAAAUGGCGGCGAAAACAAGUUCUCAAUCCCGAGAAGGACAAACAACAUCGGACGAUAUUCCAUUGAUAUCUCUCGAAGAAAGUCUUCUUAGCUUGGAAAAGCUGGAUAGGGCUUCGCCAGAACUAUGGCCUGAACAAAUUCCUGGUGUGUCUGAGUUUGCGCCGUUGCAUAAUCCUGAUCAGUCUCCGCCUAUGUGGAACAAGAGCAUGACGGCAGACGAUUUGAACCAUAUAAGAAAACUGAAAUGUCUUACAACUAUUGGAAUAAUUAUGGAAGUAAAGAAACUGCAUGACCUUGCCUACCGGUUAGGAUUAGAAGAGGCAAAGGAAAUGACCAGAGGGAAGUAUCUAAAUAUAUUCUCAUCUCGAAGAAAUAGAUGAUAGAAGAUAAAUAAAAAGUACAAUGUAAUGUUUUUGUACCUUAGCCUAUAUAAUAUGUAAUUGUUAAAAAUUUAAGUAGUUUAAGUACAGUUUUCGAUUAUAGGUCAUAGGUAUUUUUCUUCUUCUGCUGUAUCAAUUUAUAUCACUUCUUUCCCCAUAAUGUAGGUUGUAUAAUAAAGUUGUGAGUGUUAUGCUUAACAUGCUAAUGGACUACUGUUUUUCGGUUAGCCCAGCUAUGACAAUUUAUUGGUGUUUGUUGAAGGCUCAGAUCCUUAUUGGAUUUAUUUGAUUUGCCUAUCCAUUUUAUACCAUUAUACUCCAGACUAUGCAUGUUACUUACACACAUUCUUCUCAAGUCUGUACCUUAUAUUUUUUAAUAUUUGAUUGGGACAUUCAAUUGUGAUUUGAUUUCUAUUUAGAAUAAAUAUGAAUUUAAAUUAUGAAGCUAUAUAUAUAUGGAGUGCAUCUCCAACCUGCUUGCUUUUAGUUUAAGAGCUCACUCCAUUUGCUUAUGAUGUGACAAGGUGCAAUAGUUUCCGACAGACAUCUGGUGGGACUCAUUGAGCCCUAUGAUAAGCUAUGACACUACUAAUGUAGGGUUGCAGAUUGAAACUACCUGCUGUCAUCAAAGAACAGUACCACAACCUGCUGGUUGGUACAAAACAAUGGUCUUUCUAUAAAAUGAACUGUGUGCUGUCUUAUCAUGUAAGAGAUUACAAUUAGUCUAUCAAUUAGUGUACUUUAUUUUCUGUAUUCUAAUAAUUACCUUCAUAGAAAUCAAGCCUUGUCAAAUUGAUUUGCCAUUAUCUUAAUUGUUCCUUUAUAUCCUGUCAGACAUCAUGUUAAAAUUAUUUAAAAAAAAUUAACAAUGUUUAAAGGUUAAUUAAGAAUUUUGGUUGGCGCAAUUUAUAAUUAUUGUAAUUUUUUUUAAUAAGUCAGAGGGUUUAUUUUGCAAUAUGUUCAGAAUUAUCUAUUGUCUAAUAAAUUAUUUUUAAAACUUUA
This is a messenger RNA of Leptidea sinapis, 1489 nucleotides long. RefSeq names its product protein lin-52 homolog (gene lin-52). Lineage: Eukaryota; Metazoa; Arthropoda; Insecta; Lepidoptera; Pieridae. The transcript has 4 exons. Gene Ontology annotation, cellular component: DRM complex. The record is from RefSeq and is a predicted model, not a curated record. Bases 110 to 487 code for a protein of 125 amino acids. Gene Ontology annotation, biological process: regulation of DNA-templated transcription.